UUCCCGGAAGUUCCGCGGGCUCCGGGCCUCCAAUGGGUUUCCCUGGAGACGGCGGCGGUUUGGCCGCGGACUCGGGGCCGUUGCUGUUCCUCAGUGGCCUGUCCGCCGUCUACCUGCGGACUCUGCACCGCUCGGUGCCCGGGGGGGACUCGGGGGAGCUGGUGACUGCUGCGUGUGAGCUGGGGGUGGCACAUCCUCCUGGGUACCCACUGUUCACUCUGCUGGCUAGGCUGGCAAUGACUAUUUUUCCACUGGGCUCUCCUGUUUUCAGAGUCAAUGUGUUGAAUGCGAUACUGGGGGCAGCCACAGCCUCGCUGCUCUUUGAGACAGCUGGCAGGUUGUCAGACUCGUACUCUGGAGGGAUUCUCGCUGCUGGUCUCUUUGCUUUUUCCCGCCUAGCAUGGCAGUGGUCUGUUGCAGCUGAGGUUUUCACCUUGAACAAUUUCUUUGUGAGCCUCCUCAUGGUCCUAACGGUUCGAUUCAGCACUGCACCAACAGCUGGGGAAAGGUCAAAGCUUUCUCUGUUGGGUGCAUUCUGCUGUGGCCUGAGUCUCUGUAACCAGCACACCAUUAUUCUCUAUGUGAUGUAUAUCGUGCCUUGGGUGUUGUUUAAACUACAUAGAGAGAAGGAGUUGUCUGUGAGAGCUGUGCUGAGGUUAGGCCAAUGUUUUGGAGCUGGUCUGCUGCCUUAUCUCUACCUGCCCAUCUCAUCCUACCUCAAUCGUGCACGCUGGAGCUGGGGAGACCAGACCACCUUGAGAGGCCUCAUCACUCACCUGCUACGGGAGGAGUAUGGCACAUUCAGUCUGGCCAAAUCGGAGUCGGGUUCAGGGCUGCUGCAGGUAUGGAGUUUUCAGAUGGCACAAAUAAAGACUGAACUGUCAACAAUCGGGGCAAUCCUGGCAGUGGCAGCCAUCCUGCUGCAGGGCUUUAAAAGCAACUCCCCGCAGCGUUCGGUGUUGUGGCUCUUCACUGUGAUGCUCUGCUCCUACUCCUUGUUCUUCUCCUGGAGAGCAAACCUAGAUCUCAGCAAACCCCUCUUUGUUGGAGUGGUUGAAAGGUUCUGGCUACAGAGUAAUUUGGUGGUUUGUGUUCUGGCAGGCUGUGGUCUAGUUUCCGUCUGCUCCAUAUUACGGAGAAUAAUGGGCAAUAAUGCACUGUUUCACUGGGCAGAGUGGCUCUCUGCCAUCACCCUUAUUACCUUCCAAAUCCAUCAGAACUAUAGGAUCUGUGACCAAAGUAAUAAUGAUGUUGUGGAGAGGUUUGCCAGAAAUCUGUUGGGCAGCAUGCCUACUAACGCAACAAUCCUGGUUCGAGGAGACCUCCCAGGAAACUCCCUGCGAUACCUGCAUUACUGUGAGGGACAAAGACCUGACCUCAGUCUAGUGGAUCAGGAGAUGAUGACAUAUGAUUGGUAUUUACCAAAACUGGCCAAGCACCUACCACAUGUCCACUUCCCAGGCCAUCACUGGAAUCCUGUCAGCCAAGAGGAUCCUGCUGGGACUGUGACAUUCAACCUGCAUCAUUUACUCAGCGCGAACAGAGAUAAGGAGAUCUUUGUGUGUAUAGGACUGCAUGAAGGAGACCCAAGCUGGAAGUACAGCUACUCCCUCUGGCCAUGGGGGGUGUGUGAGAAGCUGGUCCACUCUUCCAGGCAAUUCAACCCAGAAAGCUGGAUCCACCACACCAGGAACAUGUACAACUGGACGGAGGUGUACGGCAGGUUUGAUCAAGCUUCUUGGGAAGCUGUAGCAAAUGAAGAAAUGUGGCAAGCAAGGAUAAAGACUCCUUUCUUCUUAUUUGAGUUGGCGGAAAAUCCAGGUCAGGCGGAGCCAGUAAAGGUGCAGCUCUAUACAUUCGCCUACCAAUUAUAUCAGGAGCUGGUCACUGCAGAGAAACACCCAGUUAACUGGCACAAAAACUAUGCCAUAGUAUGUGAGAGGAUCCUGCGGCUCCCUGCACAUAAUGCUGCUGGUGUGGACCCAAAGUUUCUCCUGUCAGAAGCCAUCAAACAUUUCUCACUCUACGUUGCCAAAGCACCAGAUGACCCUCAGAAAAGCGCCAUCAUCCAGCUCAUCAGACACCUGAAAGGAGAGCAAGAGAGAGUGAGAACUCAGUAGAUGAGUGAAGUAUUCAGAUAUUGGAGCAAUGGGAUCGUGCUCAUAAGUGACGAACAAAUCACUCGAUCUAGCCAGACAGUUGAUCAGCUCCGCAGGGUCACUUGGCUAAUGAAUCCCGGCGGGUUAACAGUUGCACUGUAUGUAGCACAGUGGCAUCUGGACAUUUGGGGUAUGAAGUGGAUAACUGAUCUCUGGUUCACAGCUCAUUGGGUUUAUAAUGAUUUAAUGGUUUUAUAUCCUGGGAAGCAGGUGAGAAUUUUGCACAGGAAUUCAUGCAGUCCUGGCCCGUCCUAUCCUAUAAAGACCGAAGGUGGCAUAAUGUCCAUCUUUUAUACUUA
Molecule: messenger RNA, 2458 nt
Organism: Carcharodon carcharias (great white shark)
Lineage: Eukaryota; Metazoa; Chordata; Chondrichthyes; Lamniformes; Lamnidae
Gene: tmem260
Product: transmembrane protein 260
Exons: 16
Coding region: 33-2120 (695 amino acids)
Source: RefSeq, a predicted model, not a curated record